Molecule: messenger RNA, 614 nt
Organism: Chondrus crispus (carragheen)
Lineage: Eukaryota; Rhodophyta; Florideophyceae; Gigartinales; Gigartinaceae
Product: histone H2B
Exons: 2
Coding region: 1-381 (126 amino acids)
Cellular component (GO): nucleosome
Molecular function (GO): structural constituent of chromatin; protein heterodimerization activity; DNA binding
Source: RefSeq, a predicted model, not a curated record
AUGGCUCCCAAAGGAAAUAAGGGCGUUCCCACCGCAGAGAAGAAAAUCGCUAAGAAAGGUGUCUCUGGUGGCGCCGUUGAAAAGACUACUAAGAGGAAGAAGAGGAACGAAUCCUACUCGAUCUACAUCUACAAGGUGUUGAAGCAGGUCCACCCCGACACCGGUAUCUCUUCAAAGGCCAUGAGCAUCAUGAACUCUUUCGUCGCCGACUUGUUCGAACGCAUUGCUUCUGAGUCUGCCAAGCUCGCCUCGUACAACAAUACCAAGACGCUCACUUCCCGUGAAAUCCAGACCGCCGUCCGUCUCCUCCUUCCGGGUGAGCUCGCCAAGCAUGCUGUGUCCGAGGGAACCAAGGCUGUUACCAAGUACAGCUCCAGCUAAGUCCGCCGCCCUGUCUGACAAGCUGUGCAGCUGAAAACCAAUCUGUCGCAACGACAGACAAAGGUGUAUUUUUACACCUAGUUUGAUCGAACUUGUCUUGACUUAUUCGUAUUGCUCCCAGAAUCAGUCUGAGCUGGUUAGUUUUUUUUCCUGACCCGAGUCCUUAGCCUCUCCCCCGUGAGCGGAGGCUGCCCUGUAAAGCUUUAGCCCGAUGCCUUGUUCCGAUACCCUCA